AUGAACGAGCCUCAGCUGAAAGGAAUUGUGACAAGGCUGUACAGCAGACAUGGGUAUUUCCUUCAGAUUCAUCCUGAUGGCACCAUUGAUGGAACAAGAGAUGAGAAUAGCACUUUCUCACUCUUCAACUUAAUACCUGUUGGACUUCGGAUAGUCGCUAUACAGAGCAACAAAACAGGCUUGUAUCUAGCCAUGAACAGUGAGGGUUAUCUGUACACAUCAGAACACUUCACACCAGAGAGCAAGUUUAAGGAAUCAGUGUUUGAGAAUUAUUAUGUCAUGUACUCAUCCAUAUUGUACCGCCAGCGAGAAUCAGGGCGAUCAUGGUUCCUUGGUAUCGACAGAGAAGGGAAGACAAUGAAAGGAAACAGAGUAAAGAAAACAAAAGCUGCAGGGCACUUUUUACCAAAACUUAUGGAAGUUGCCAUGUACAAGGAGCCAUCCCUUCAUGACAUUGGAAACUCACCUCCUAGGAAAUCAGCAAAAAGAGUGAAUAUGCCUAUCUCAAGCAAUGACAAAAAAGAGGCAGCUAAGGGUGGAAGCACGUAGCUGAAGGAAAAGAAAGACUGACUAUAUUACCAGUUUGACACUAAAGUAUAAGGGCUGGAACUUUCCUUGACACUGGGGGGAAGGGGUAGAAAAAUUUGGGGGGAUCUUAGUAUUACAGUGGGGUUUGGCUAAUCCUAUAUGGGAAAAAUCCUCAAGUCUCUGAAUCCAGAAGUGCAAUUUUCUUGCCUGAGGAGUAGCAGCCCUAUUACAGAGUGAGGACCUGUUACCACCAGCAUGACGCUAAUAAACAAAAGACUGCAGGAAAGAUGGACAAAAUAGCCACCAUUUGGACAAGCACCUCCCAGUGCCCACACAAUAAAGAAGAGGAAUAUAUGUUUACUUUUCCCAAGUCCUGCAAAGCUAAUGUGCCAUCUCCAUUUUAACACAGAAUAAUAUUUUAUAACAAACUGUGGCAAAUAUUUUUGACAUUUGAGCUGUUAAAACAAGUCCGACCUUAACAGUUUUAAUUAUGUCAGUCUCUUACUUUUUUGUAGAAUGCUUUCUGGAAUGCAAGUCUUCCAACAUGAUCUUUCUCCUGAAAGAAAGCAGUGCAGCAGGAUAUGGAAUGUGCAAAACAUGUCAAUGCAAAGGACUGCAUCUGAGGGGUGAGGUUGUGAAAUCAAAUACAUGAAUUAUGGCAAAUACUAAGUGGUCAAACAUGGGGAAAGGGGCUGUAAAAGGUUCAUACUUUUAUCAAAAUGGAGGACACCGGUUCUAUCAGGGGACUACAGCAUACAUUCUACCCAUUUUUGGAGAGAUGUUGAGAUGAAGUGGGGGGAAAAUGUAGGAAUGCUAUAUGCAUCUAGGUUUUAUCUGGAGCCCUUCUAAUUCUUGGGGGCAAAACUUUUCCAGUACCUACAAAGGCACAAUGAAAGUUUGUUUAGAAAAGAAGGUACACUAUUUCAGAAAUAAAAACUUCCAAGGAGUGUUCUUGGAGCACAAAAAUUAAUUCAAACACUUAGGGUUACAGCGUUGUCAUUUGGGAUUUAUGGAAUUAUAACCUAGCUCUUACUGUCCUUAGCCAUUAUUUCCAUCUUGGAGGUACUGAAAGGAUGUAAAAAGACAUCUUGAAUCAUGUAAUUCCUAGUAGAAAAUGUCACAUUUAUGGUCACAUACAUGAAAGAAAACCUCGUAUGUUUUUCUCAGUUUUAACUACUCCCUCCAUUUGUAGGUCUAAACCAAAUGAUGUUAAUAUACUUUACUUAGUGAUAAUCAUAUCAUCAAAACUCUGUUCUUGCAUAAUUUCCAGCUGUUAGGACCACCUAGACGGUAUAGCUAUGCAUGACAACAAGUCCAAUAUUUCAGGAGCAUGCCACGUAGUUUACAUGUGUACUGGUGUUCACUCAAGCCAUGGAGGAGUGUAACAGAAACUGAUUAGAAAGGCAAAUAAAAAUGCUUCAUGCUGGUACCUGCACAGAAUCAAGUCUCAGCUAUGUACAGCAUCAGCUCUUAUAAAUCUAGUUUGACAAAAAUGAAUACUACCUUUACAGUAUUCUUGGCAAAAGUGAGACAAGGUAAAUGGACUAUAUAACCUAAAACUACCAUCAUACUAAGGAAUAUGGCAUUGUUCCAUAUGCCUAAAUGCACCAUUGUAAUAGGGAAUGUAAGUGGCCCCUUUCAGAAACCCUCUUGGUACUGGAUAAUGUGAGGAUGUCCUAAUAUCCAGAAAGACAUCACUGCUAGGAAUGUGAUAGUGUCUCAUAUGCUCCAAACCUCCAUGGCAGUAGGAAAUUUUACAGAGCCCAAAUGACUGGAAACACUGAAAUACAAUAAUACUUAGCAAUUUGGCCCAGAUGUCCAGAAAUACCAUUUUCAAAGGGAAUCUGGUAGUGCCCUAAAUGCUCAGGAUUAUUUUAGUACUGUUGAAUCUGACAAUAUCUCAGACACAUAGGAAGUGCAUAUUAACUAAUUUUAUAUAAUUUAGGUGCCCAGGAACACUGUGAUAUCAGAAGACUGACAGUGUCCCAUUAGCAAUGUUGUGAUACAAACUAGCAGCAUGAUAAACGUAGAGGAACACUGUGAUUCUUGGAAAUUGUUAGUAUUUCAAAUACACAGGAACACUGUGAUGCUAGAAAAUAGAUAUUACUCAGAAUGCAUGGUAAUACUGUGUACUAGGAAAUGCUGAGAAUCACAGGAAUAAUCUGGUGCUAAGGAAUCUGAUGGGAAUUCAAAUGCCCAGAUACAGCAUAUCAUUACAUGGAGAGGUAUAAAAACAUUAGAAAAGGCAAGUGAGAAUAGUUGUUGGAAAGGAUGACAUGGGGAGAAGACAGAAAUGGUGAGAGAUACAGCAGGAAAUCUAAUAGCAUCCUAGUCACAUAGUUGCAAGGCAGCAGGAAAUCUAACAAUAUUACAGAUGCCCAGGAAUACUGUGGUACUAGUGAAAUGGCAAUAUCUUAAUUACACAGCCAGAGUGUAUCACACAAAAACAUUAUGGCAUUUGGGAACUGAGAGGUUCCUAGAUACACAGCAACACUGACUCUACGGAACUAACAGUAUCCUAGGCAGAAAGGAGCAGUGUGACACUAAGAGAACCAAUGGUGUCCUAGGUAGGGAGAAAUAUAGUGACAGAAUGGAACCAAACACAUCCUUGAAGGAGAGGAACAAUUCAAGACUAGGGAUGUGUCCUAGUGUGGUACUAGCAAAACAUCCAUGCCCUAGGUACACAUAAGCAGUGCAAUAGUAGGGAACCAACAACGCCCUAGACAGACAGGAACAGUGUAGUACAUGCCAGUCACUGGGAAAAAGACAUUGUCUUAGACACACAGGAACAUUGUGGCACAUGCCAGUCACUAGGAAACAGACACUGUCCUAGACACACAGGGGCAGUGUGGAACAUGCCAGUCACUAGGAAACAGACACUGCCUUAGACACAUAAGAACAAUGAGCCAGUAAGUUGAUUACUUUAGACCUGCCGGAAUACUACUGUGCUCUGUAACAGACUGUAUCCCAGAUGCACAGAAUAGUGUUCUUUUAUGGAAGUGGUGUGCCUCUGAUACAUAGGAAAACUGUGGUGCUAGGGAAUUAUCUGUGCUCCAGACCCACAGGAAACCUCUGCACUGAUGGAGCUGCAGCAUCCCAGUGCUCUGGACAUUGAGAACUGGCAGUGCUACAGCACAUGGGAGUAGUGUCCUAUUAUGAAAUGACAGACUCCAGAUACCUAAGAAUACUCUGGUGCUACAGAACUGACCAUAUUCCAGACAGAUGAAUGUGGUCAUGUUAGGCAACUAACAAUGCUCCAGCUGAACAGAAAUAGUGUGGUUCUGGGGAGAAAAAGCAGCAUUAAAAAGGCUUAGACCACUAUGGCAGUUUGAAACUAACAUUGUUCCCUAUAUACAAAAAUAGCAAACCUAGUGCCAUGGCGUAGACUUUAAAGCCCCAUACCUCUCAACUUUUUAUGGCAAGAAAUCUGGACAAAGCUAUA
Messenger RNA from Protopterus annectens (West African lungfish), 3970 nucleotides. RefSeq names its product fibroblast growth factor 11 (gene FGF11). Bases 1 to 549 code for a protein of 182 amino acids. Lineage: Eukaryota; Metazoa; Chordata; Ceratodontiformes; Protopteridae. Gene Ontology annotation, biological process: cell differentiation; fibroblast growth factor receptor signaling pathway; positive regulation of cell population proliferation. Gene Ontology annotation, molecular function: growth factor activity; fibroblast growth factor receptor binding. The transcript is spliced from 5 exons. Gene Ontology annotation, cellular component: cytoplasm. The record is from RefSeq and is a predicted model, not a curated record.